Messenger RNA from Guillardia theta CCMP2712, 364 nucleotides. RefSeq lists its product as hypothetical. Lineage: Eukaryota; Cryptophyceae; Pyrenomonadales; Geminigeraceae. The annotation marks the transcript as partial. Gene Ontology annotation, cellular component: cytoplasm; cytoplasmic dynein complex. The record is from RefSeq and is a predicted model, not a curated record. Gene Ontology annotation, molecular function: dynein intermediate chain binding. The transcript is spliced from 4 exons. Gene Ontology annotation, biological process: microtubule-based movement.
GUGUGGCAGUUCUUGACGAUGCCGGAAAACUUGCAAGGUACAGUCUUCCGCAAGAGCUUGCAGAAAAAUAUGGGGAGCAGAUCUUCGUCUUGCAAUCAAUUGCGCGCACAGCUGUCAGAGAUGUCGAUCCGCAGAACGACUUGACCUACUUCAGGAUUGAUACGAAAAGGUUCGAGAUUCUUGUUGCUCCCUUCUGGGGCGAAGUUCGUUAUGGCGUCACUGGGGCGACGAAAGAGAAGGGCUACACACUGUUUGUAUUACAAAGAAAACCAGGACAGACAUGAACGCAGUGAAGCAUGCGAAAAAACUCGAAUUAAUUGCAACUUUAGCAAAGACGGAUCAUUCAAUAAUGUUUACAACUCCU